Messenger RNA from Rattus rattus (black rat), 942 nucleotides. Its product is annotated as olfactory receptor 8K3-like. Gene Ontology annotation, cellular component: membrane. NCBI's taxonomy places the organism in Eukaryota, Metazoa, Chordata, Mammalia, Rodentia, Muridae. The transcript has a single exon. Gene Ontology annotation, molecular function: olfactory receptor activity; G protein-coupled receptor activity; odorant binding. The record is from RefSeq and is a predicted model, not a curated record. Bases 1 to 942 code for a protein of 313 amino acids. Gene Ontology annotation, biological process: G protein-coupled receptor signaling pathway; sensory perception of smell.
AUGGAGAAACAGAAUCUCACAGUGGUGACUGAAUUCAUUUUGAAAGGUAUCACUGACCGUCCUGAGCUUCAGGCCCCACUCUUUGGGUUGCUCUUCGUUAUCUACCUGAUUUCAGCUGUGGGUAAUCUGGGCAUCAUCAUUCUCACCAAUGUGGACUCCAGGCUCCAAACACCCAUGUACUUUUUCCUCAGACAUCUGGCUUUAACUGACCUUGGAUAUUCUACAGCCGUAGGACCAAAAAUGUUAGUGAAUUUUGUUGCAGAGCAUAAUUCUGUCUCCUAUUAUCUUUGUGCUACACAGUUAGCCUGCUUUCUUCUUUUCAUUACUUGUGAACUUUUUAUUCUUUCUGCAAUGUCCUAUGACCGCUAUGUCGCUAUAUGCAACCCUCUUCUCUAUACUGUCAUCAUGUCACAAAGAUUAUGUUGGGUACUUGUGACAGUCCCAUAUAUCUACAGUAUAUUUGUAUCUCUAAUUGUCACACUUAGGGUAUUCACUUUAUCUUUUUGUGGCUACAAUGUCAUCAAUCAUUUUUUCUGUGAUUGUAUCCCAUUAAUAUCUUUGCUCUGUUCAAAUACAUAUGAGGUUGAACUGAUAAUUAGGUUCUUUGCAACAUUUGAUUUGAUUUCCUCUCUUCUGGUUGUCCUUGUGUCUUAUCUGUUCAUCCUCAUAGCCAUUCUGAGGAUGAAAUCUGCUGCUGGUAGACGAAAGGCUUUUUCAACCUGUGGGUCUCACCUGACUGUGGUCAUUGUCUUCUAUGGAACUUUGAUAUUUAUGUAUGUGCAGCCCAAGUCCAGUCAAUCAUUUGAGACUGAUAAAGUAUCCUCCAUAUUUUACACACUUGUUAUACCAAUGUUAAAUCUCUUGAUCUAUAGCUUUCGGAAUAAAGAUGUAAAAGAUGCCAUAGAAAGAAUCUGGAAAAAGAUAGUCAACAGUUUUUCUUAA